Messenger RNA from Amphimedon queenslandica, 1731 nucleotides. RefSeq names its product solute carrier family 15 member 4-like. The record is from RefSeq and is a predicted model, not a curated record. Gene Ontology annotation, biological process: transmembrane transport. NCBI's taxonomy places the organism in Eukaryota, Metazoa, Porifera, Demospongiae, Haplosclerida, Niphatidae. Gene Ontology annotation, cellular component: membrane. The transcript has a single exon. Gene Ontology annotation, molecular function: transmembrane transporter activity. Bases 1 to 1731 code for a protein of 576 amino acids.
AUGGCGGAGACUCGGGCGGCCGAGAUCAGUAGAUAUUUGAAGUCUUUAUGUCGCGCUUCUUGUUUAAUUCAUUCAAAAGGUGGGCUAAUAGUCAUACUGUGGACUGUACUAGUCAACCAGUUGUCAAUAUACAGCAGUGCUGGAUAUUUGUUCAGUUUUAUCAUUAAAGAGAAGGACCCAGUGAACACUUUCUGGUUUAAUAUCGCUCUUAGCUUAAUACAAUUUGUUGGAUUUCUUCUUUAUCCAGUCACUGGGCUAUUGGCUGACAUAUAUUGGACCAGGUACAACACAAUGUAUGCUGGGCUGUUUUUUAAUAUGCUCGGAACUAUUGCACUGACCAUUGCUUCUUUUUUAGUCUACUAUGGCCAGAUUACUACAUGGACUUUUAUACUGUUUGGGAUUGUUUUGCCUUUGGGCAGUCUACAAUUUGGUGUUGCUUUGUUUUCGUCCAAUGCUAUUCAAUUUGCAACUGAUCAAAUGCCAGGAGCAUCUUCUGAUAACUUAAGUGCACUGGUUUAUUGGUACGUGUGGGCUAUUUUUUUCGGACAAGGGGAAGGUAGCUUGUUGCUACUAGUACUCGAUCUGUUUACUUCACUCAGAAUGGCAGUGUAUUUGUCAAUUAUUAUCAUAUGUGUCGUUCAAGCUUUCUGUCUUCUGUUUGGAAUAAUCGCAAUAGCUUUAUUAAAGCAAAAAUUAGUCAAUGAGCCUGCUGGUCGUAACCCAAUAAAGGACCUGGCAAAAGUUUUGAAGUACUCUUGGCAUCACAAAACUUCACGCUUUGAUCAUCGGAGUGCUUUUACAUAUGGAGUUGAAACCCCUAGUCGACUUGAUUUUGCUAAACAGAGAUUUGGAGGCCCUUACACAACUGAAGAAGUUGAGGAUACAAAAACUUUUUUUCGUGUACUUAUAGUACUGUUAAGUUUAAUUGGAUUCUAUUUGGUGGAUGAAACUAUUGCAACAAAUAUACACAUGCAGGAGCUAAGAAAUACCUUAGGUUUGACUGCAGAUGGAGCUUUUGACUAUUUGACUAUGAUGUCAUUUACUGGUUCAUUGCUAACUAUAUUGUUUUUCAUUCCAGUCUACCAGUGUUGUUUACAACGGUGUAUAAAGAUGCCUUCCAUGCUGAAACGAAUGUUCAUUGGCCUUAUGUUUGCACUGGUUGGUGCAAUCAUAUUGCAAGUAAUAGAAAUUGUGCUGUCUGUCAAAGUGCAACAUUUAACUACUUGCAGUCGUUGUGAAUUGAUGAAGAAUGAUUCAACAUGCCAAGAGAUUUCGUUAUUAGAAAACACCACUACAACUCUGAGCUUCAAUACAGCAUUAUUACCUUAUCAGAUUGUAAUCAUUGUACAGGUUGCCAAUGGAAUAGCUUUUCUUCUUGUAUUUGUAACAGGAAUAGAAUUUAUACUAGCACAGGCACCAAGACUCAUGCAAGGUUUUUUAAUAGGAAUUUGGCAUGCUGGGGCUUGUGUUAAAAUAUCAAUUGGAAUAAUAAUGUCCAUUGAAGCAAUUGAUUGUCAGUUUUAUACUGUUGCAUUUAGAAUUGGAGCAAUGGUUCUAUUUCUGCCAAUAUACACCAUAACUGCUGCAAAAUACAAGAGAAGAGAAAGAGAUGAGUAUGCUACGAUUAACCAACAAAAUAUUAUUGAAGAAUAUUGCAUAAGAGCCUUGGACAGACGUGACAAGUAUUACGAAGAGCUGUCAAAUGAUGAUACUCCAUUAGUAACAUACUAA